Messenger RNA from Erigeron canadensis, 1105 nucleotides. RefSeq names its product phytosulfokine receptor 1-like. The transcript is spliced from 2 exons. The record is from RefSeq and is a predicted model, not a curated record. Lineage: Eukaryota; Viridiplantae; Streptophyta; Magnoliopsida; Asterales; Asteraceae. Bases 48 to 818 code for a protein of 256 amino acids. Gene Ontology annotation, molecular function: protein binding.
UUAGAAUCCUCCAGCACUGCCCUAAUCUAACAGUGCUAAUUCUUAGCAUGAAUUUUUACAGUGAACAGCUGCCAUCUGAUAAAGAUCUGCAAUUCAAAUCACUCAAGGCUCUUGCCUUGGCCGAUUGCAGCCUCACAGGGAGCAUUCCUUCAUGGCUAAAAGGUCUAACACAGUUGCAGUUGUUGGAUUUGUCAUGGAACCGCUUGACAGGAUCAGUCCCGGCUUAUUUGGGUGAAUUUACCACUCUGUUUUACUUGGACUUGGCAAACAAUUCAUUGUCAGGAGAGAUACCCAAGAAUCUAACACACUUACAGAGCCUGGUUUCAAGUGAUAUCUCACAUGAAGAUACGUCCCAGGAUUUCCCGUUAUAUAUGAAUCGAAACACAGGAAGUAGAGAAUCCACGUUGCAGUACAAUCAGAUACAGAGAUUGCCACCACUAAUUGAUCUCAGUAGGAACCUCCUGACGGGCCCAAUCUGGCCAGAGUUUGGGAACCUGAAAAGGCUACAUGUUUUGGAUCUGAAACACAAUACUUUGUCAGGAAGGAUUCCAAGUUCUUUAUCAGGGACUAUUCCUUAUGGAGGCCAACUUUCGACGUUUUCCAUCUCUAGCUAUGAAGGAAACCCCUAUUUAUGUGGCAAUUACUUCUUGAACUGUCGAAACAAUCAAGACAUGUUGCCACAUCCAGCAUCCAAGGAAGAGGAUGAGGAUUUCCCCAUCCUUCAUUUGGUUGUAAUCACUGGGUUUGUAACCGGCUUUCUUGUCACAGUUACCUCAUCACUAGGUGUCCCAAGAAUUUGGGAUUCACACAGAACUUAAACCUGAGUAGCGUCAGUUCCCGUCUCCCAUGACAGGAUUUAAGUAGAGUUAACAGAGUUACAUAGUAGCAGCUUCCGUAAAGUGGCACCAUGUUGAGUUUUUCAUUAACAUGUAAUAGGAUGAGACAUGUAUAAUUAUGUCCACAUGAUAUUGAUGGCAUGAUAGUUACCGUGUAAGUUAUGUGUCUACAUAUAGAGCUCAUUGUAAAUUUGUAAUUAACUUAAGAUUGAGCAGAAUGAUACAAGGUCUGUUUCUAUUGGGGAUUUUCGUGCGUAAGAGUAAAGAUA